This is a messenger RNA of Cherax quadricarinatus, 6025 nucleotides long. The record is from RefSeq and is a predicted model, not a curated record. NCBI's taxonomy places the organism in Eukaryota, Metazoa, Arthropoda, Malacostraca, Decapoda, Parastacidae.
UACAAUAUUUUCACUACAGGUGCCUCUAGGACAGUACCUGGAUAUGACAAGGAAUAUAUAAUUAUCAUGAGGUUGCUCUUGAGAAUGUUGGCAAACUACUGCAAGAAGUUCUUUCCACCUGAAUGAAUAUGUGAACACCAACAAAGGGAUACAUGUACACUGUACCUCGUUAACACUUAGAUGUCUGCACACCACCAAGCCAGGAUAAGUAACAUGUCUGUAGAGAUCAAAGCCUUGAGUUAAUAGCAAACUGUUGCUCAUGAAAGUAAACAUAUAAAACAUAAACAAGAUCUUCAACAUGGAAAAGAAGGGAAAAGAUGAUGAAGCACCCAGGGAUUUUAAGCCUCAAGUGAAAGACCUUUUAGCACACAUGGACCCUAUGAUAUAUCUGGCAGGGACUGCUGACAAUACCUCAGAAAUGCUGUCAUACCUUGCUGACAUGGAUCCUGCAUUUCAUAAGUUGCAGUUAGUUAAAAAUUUGAGAAAAGGAAUGCGGGAAGAGCUCAGUAAAGCUAUAGAGGGCCAUGUUGAAAAUUAUCUGGAGGAACAAAAAGGGAAGAUGCGAUCUGAGAAUCCCAUUGAUUUCCUAGUAGAAAGGAUUGAAUCAGAUGAUGUAUUUAAUGAUUUUGUAAAAAAUGUUAGGACAAACAUGGAAAAUUCUGUGCAGUACAUUACAAAUCAUUUUGAUGAUGAAAUAGUGACAGGAAUGUUUGCAAAUGAUGAAGAUGAGAACACAUAUAAUGUCAGUCCAAAUGAUUCAAAUGAGUCUUCUCUAAAUUCGUCAUUAAAUCAGUCUGGACUGUUGUUUUUGCACCCUGCACAAUAUCAUAACAUAGCCAAAAGCCUUCAAAACAAAAAAGAAAUGGAAACUUUGAGUGAUUCUUUAAAUAUUUUAUUAGCAGUGACACCUGGAGAACCAGUGAUGCAAGAUUGUUGGCCUGAGAUAAAGAAAGGAUUAAGAGAAUGUCUUUUGGAUGAUGUACCUGAAAUAUUUGACAAGGCUUUGAAAGUACAUUGUAAACUUUUAACAUCUCAAGUACAUAAUGCAGUAAAAGAGGCAUAUCUAAAUCUUUUAAGUGCUGUAGCUGGUUUUUAUAUGUCCAAGAGGUUUCUUUCAAAAAUUCCAUUAAAAGGAGACAAUGUUAAUUUGCACUCAUGUGAGAGUAUCAUUAGACUCUUAAAGAUCUUAAUUGAGUUUCAGAAGGAACUUCCACUCCUUUGGAUAAGAUAUCCAGAAAGAUUUGUUGAUGACAUGGUUGAAGCAACAUUUAAUCUUCUGGGUUUAAAUCUUUCCAUGAAGGAUAAUAAACAAAUGACAGCACUGGAUAUGUAUUGCCUAGUAGACCCUGAAGCAUCAUGGCUGAAAAGGUGGGUACAUGGUCAGUGGGGAAGAAGUAAAACUUUUUCUGCAAUGAGAAGUAAUUCAAUGGUUCUCUUUCACUCUGUAUCAGUUUGUAUUAACUACUUGGAAAAUUUGGCAGAAAUCUCACUGUCAGACACUAGAGAUGUAAUUAGUUCUAGUCUUUUAGCUCAUUUAAGAUUCAUGCAUGGUAUUAACCUCAUCAUGUCAGUCCUUGAAUUUUCUGAUGGAAGGAAACUCUUUCCAGUCAAUGUUCCUUCCAAGGAGGAACUGGUGACCAUGCAGGGAAUAAUCCAAACACUGAUUAGAGCACUUAACAGCAAUACAUCUGCAUUAAUAAAUAAAGAAGUAAGCAGCCUCUUACAAAAUUUUUGUUCUCACGAUGAAAUGAAGAGCUGGAUCUUGUGUGAUGCUGGAGUUGUGGAAUUACUUCUUCAAGAAGUGAGCAGUUCUGAAAAAUUUCCUGAUGAUAAAAAGGAGAUGAAAGGAGAGUUGGAAAAAAAGAUUCCAGUCAGUUAUAUUAAGGCAGUUCUUGUUAUUCUGGACACCAUUUUAUCAACUAAUAAUGGACAAAAGUACAUAUUACUUGGAAGAAAAAGGAAAUCUAGUUCUAAAUCAGGGUUGUCUGGGAUUAUUAACAGCCCAGCACAUGAAGUGAUGAGUUUGGUCUUACGACUAUUGAGAAAUAAGCAAACAAGUUCAGACAUGAAGAGACUUGCCAUCAGUGUGUGCUGUAACUUACUUGCCUCACCAGUAGGUAUACACAUGUGUGCUCAACAUCCUCUCAUAGAAAGUGUAAUUGAACAUCUGAAGAAUAAAAGUAAGUCAGUGUCAACAGAAAGAAAAUUGGAAGAAAUUGAAUCAAGAGCAAGUAUGUCGCUUCAUCUUAGUGUUCCUCAGUCACUUCCUCUGUUGACCACACUGCUGCUCUCAUAUAAAGGAUUCUUUCUCCUGGCAAGAGAGGGUGUCUUACCUUUGGCACUUACACAGGUCUUACCAGAGAUGGCCAGAAAGGGCACCUUAAAUGCCAAAAUUCUUGCCAGUGUUUGCUGUUCACCUGAAGGAUGUUCGGUUGUUGCCAGUUUAAAAGUCUUGCAGCCAUUCUGGGACAUUCUUUGCCAUGUAGCAAAGGGGCAGGAGCUGAUGCAGCAGCCUCCUACAGAAGAGGAGAAGGAAGAAGCCAUAGAAGCAGCAGAAGCACCUCUCCUGGCAUUAACAGCAACAUAUCAAGGAACACAACUUAUCUUCAGUGAACAAGGUUUACUAACACCUAUAUCUGAGUCCCUCUACUCUACCAGUGAAAUGUUAACACAAAUGCACACCAUUGCUUUAAGACUCCUGGGAUCUGCCACAUCUGUCCUUGACUCUGUAGCAUUCCUCCAAGCUUCCUUCGGUUAUCAGGAGGAGCUGCUUGCACAACAACACCACCUGAGAUGUGGAGAAGGGGAUUCUGUCAUUGUCGAUGAAAACUCCAUUCUUCGGAAUCACAUAUUAGUGAAAUCUUACCUGAUGGGUGGUGGCAGUGAGAGAUGGCUUCCUCCUCUUGCUGUUGAAGAGAUGUCUACACCAAGCAUACCUCCGCUCUUCACUCAUUAUCCACCGCCAAGGGAUUAUAUUCCUGAAAAGCCUAUCCGGUCCAUGCACAAAAAACAGAAUGAAGUGUGGAGAUUUCUCACAGAUACUCGCCACGGUCUUCAUGAUGUAGGUUGGCUCAAUCACUGUCGUAAGGCUGUCCGUGCCGUCCUUUUGUCUGGAGAGCAUAUCAAGAGCUGGUUGGUGAUGGACAUCAUAGACCAUUCUGUUCGUGUCUUCUUGGCCUCUGCUGAGGAGUUGCUGCCUGGCUCAAGCACCUCCCUGCCUGCCUCCUCCACAGCUACUACACCUACUUCCCCUCCACCUGCUUCUGCUUCUAAUACCUUUAACUUAGUUCCGGGAGUAACCCUGUCAUCUGCCUCAACACCAGUUUCUCUCAGUAAUGAGGGUUUGGAAUUGCAGCUUCUCUCAGAAUCUCAGAAAGCUGUUCUAGAUUUAGUUUUGAGGUAUGGUAGUGAGCUUCAAAUUCUGAAUGCCAAUGGAAAUGUGCGUGAGAACCUAAUUGAAGUCUUGAAGUACACACAAUCAAACAUUUUUCGUUCAUCAUCUGACAAGUGUGAUUGGUUCACAAUGAUUAUAUUCCUUAUAUAUGGUGGGAAUGUUGAGAGAUGCCGCUGUGCUUUAGCAAAUUUGAGUGGGCUGCUUGUUGGGGGUGUUUUAUGGCCCUCAUUUGCAGACUCUCUGACAAACUCGCAUGAAAUAAUGCCUGGACAGAUGACCUUGGCAGGAAUCAUCCAUAAUGUCCAACUUGUUUUAAGUAUAGAAAUUCCAACUCUCUACUUGGCUUUGCAGGCCAGCGAGACAUGUUUGUGGAAUGUUGUCGGGGAGUGGGUCCGAUGUAUAUUUCUUGGUGUGCUGCCCUGGGUGGAGGUGUGUCACUAUUUGAUCCUGGUGCUGCUUCAAGGACCUGACUAUGCUGUGUAUUUUGUUGUUGCUCUUCUCAGACAUAUGAAGGGUGUUAUCAUCAAGUAUGCAGGGUCUUACAAAUCUCUUGUUGCUUUGCAGACUGGUGUUAUUUAUGGAUGGAGUGCUGGUGACCACCUGAAUUUCAUGGAGGCCCUAUCCCGUCGUCAUCGUCGCACAAUACUGCCUGCACUUGUCAACUCCUUGUGUAAUCUACGCCGCCAAUGCACUCCACAUCAGUUAUAACAAACAUUAAAGCAGGUGCAGUACUUAUACAAUGACUAAUAAACAAUAUUCCUAGCUAAAGUAGCGGUCUGCUUAAAGCUACUGCAGAAUAAAAAAUCACAAUAUUGCACCACAGUAUUGGAACAAAUCAUAAAAUGAUCUCAUAUUCGAAAUGCCAUCAUGUUUUCAUUCUUAGUUUGGAGCUUUUAGUGAUCCCUCAUAUUCAGAAUGCUCAUAAGCAUUUUCAGUAUAAUAAUGACCUCUGUAUUAAAGUGAAAAAGCCUGCUAUGCAGGCAAAAAAUAUUCUAAGUAGAGACACCCCAGUGUUGCCCAUAUGUCUUAUUCAUCAACUUUUCAGUAUUGUAUACCAUUAUUGUAAUGAAGUGCCUCUCACACAGACAUGAUCAGAACCUGUGGUUCACAAGAUGAUGAACAAUUUGUAUGUCAUGUUAUCUUUGUUAUCCUCAUAUUUAAGCUCUGCAGACGAUAUGAAAACACUGUUGACUUUUAUUGACUGUUGUGCAGGAAAUGGCUAAUUUAGCCUUAUCUGUUAAUUAGCCCCUCCUGAACCAUCUUAUGGCUGAAAAUAUAUGGCAGGUAAGGAAAGACUUCAGCCUAGUACCUGGUAUGUGUGAGUGCAGAUGGGAGGUAAACUGUUAUAUUCAUAGGAAAGCAUCAGACCUGUAAGGUUCAUACAUAAUCUUGGAAAUGGGGAUAAUUAGGUUUAAUCCAUGGAAGGUUUGCUCCAAGUCUCAGAAUCAAGAGCCUUUCACUAGCAUCAAGACACUUCCUUACAAAGGAUGAGUAAAAGGAGUGUUGUCAUGGGAAGACUGUAAAACCUUGACACCUAAAAAAAAAAAGUAUCAUCCACAUGUAAUUUACUUUAUUGUAGACAAUGGAAUAAAUAACCAAAUAUUGUCAGUGAAAUAAGCAUUUUUUUUAUAGCUUUAAAACCAGGUCAGACAAAUACCUGUGAGAAUGGGUGAAUGCCAGUAGGCCUACUGUAGGUAUUUUUUUGUGUGUGUGUGUGUGAGGGGUGGAGGGGUCAAAGUGGUUCCACAAAGUAAUUUGUCAAGAGGUAACAUAUUAGGGCAAAAGUAUGAUAAGAAACAUAGGUAAAGGCAUAGUUAUUUUUGAGUGCCUCUGGUCAUCUCAGUAUUAAUUACAAUACUUAACAUGUGAAGUAAAACUACCGUACAGUGGAACCUCGACUUACGAGUUUAAUCCAUUCCUUGACCUAGCUCGUAACUCAGUUUGCUUGUAUAUUAAAUCAAUUUUCCUUAUUUAAAUUAAUUGAAAUGCCAUUAAUCCAUUCCAGCGGAAUUCCUGCUCUCAGGAGGCAGAACAAAAUACUUCAAUUUGAUGCUAAUAUCAACUCGACAGUUUAUUGAUCUAUCAUAGUUCAUCUAAUAUGACAUAAUAAACAAUAUAAUUAGCAUAGAAACAUGAUAAAUACUCUAGAAUGAAUAAAGUACACCUACCAUCCGACUUACGACCGAGCUUGGUUCCAACCAACCGGUCGUAAGUCGAAAUGGACGUAAGUUGAACCUUUGAAAAUUGCCGACAUAUUGGGUAGGGCAUAAUGUCAAAACUUUCCUAUAUAAACUACCUACAUAAUACUGUAAUGUAAUGUACAAUCAUUAUUUCAUUCUUUUUACCAUAAUUUACUUCUAUUGUUGUAUUUUAAUUAUUUAUGUACUGUAUAUAAUGUAUACAUGGUAGUGAUAUGUAUUGUCAAAUUUUACAUCGCAUACAGUAUCAUAUGUUACUAUUAUCUUUAUGUAUUGUCGACACAGUGGAAUGGGAGAAUACCACUGGUAGUGUCAUCCUGGCAGAAUGUUGUGUAACCUAUACCCUAAGUAAAGAGAAACAACUCUGCAACAUGUGUAAUACUUAUCCGGCUGGCUGGCUGGGUUGCCGGGUCGCCGGGUCUGUGGUUGGCCG